AUGGCGAUCGCAAGGCAAGUGCUUUGUCUCUCUGCUUUCCUGUCGCUGCCGCACGCUCGCGCCGAGCCCAUCCGCUACUCCGUAGCCGAGGAGGCGGAAAACCGCGGCUCCGGGCGGCUCCUCGUGGCGGGGAGGCUCGACCGGGAGGAGCUGUGCGCCCACUCCGACACCUGCAUGCUCCCCUUCGAGCUGCUGCUCUCCGACCCCCUCCAAUUCUUUCGGGUCGAGGUAUCCCUGGAAGAUAUCAAUGACCAUUCGCCUGUCUUCCCCAAGGAACGAGUUACUUUUAAGAUCCCCGAAACGAGCGACCCGGGUUCACGUUUCCCUCUGGAGCUGCCUCGGGAUCGCGAUACUGGCAGCAACACAGUCCAGACUUAUAGAAUAUCUCCCGAGAACGAGUAUUUCGGUGUAUCCUAUGGGACUCGUACUACAGGCAAGAAGUAUCUUGAACUUGGGUUGGAAAAGCCGCUAGACAGGGAGGAGCAGGCAGAGAUAAGUUUCAGUGUUAUUGCUGUAGAUGGGGGCUCUCCUCCCAGGAGUGGUAGCACCGAAGUGAAAAUUGUCAUUCUAGAUGUAAAUGACAAUGCUCCAACCUUCACACAAGACGUGUACGUUGGAAGGGUUUUAGAGAACAUGUCAGAAGGUUCGGUGGUUCUGUCUGUGCUGGCAACUGAUCAGGAUGCAGGAAUUAACGGGGAUAUCACCUAUCAACUCAGCCAGGCUGCGGGAGAGAGCGACUCAGAAUUUGUGAUUGAUCCCAGAACUGGUGAAAUUAAAAUCACAAAAACUCUGGACUUUGAGGCAGCACAAACUCAUGAGCUCAGUGUGAGGGCUACAGAUGGCGGGGGGCUCUCAACAAUCUGCAAAGUGUUGGUGGAGGUGGUGGAUGUGAAUGACAAUGCCCCCGAGCUGGCGGUCAGUUCCUUCAGCAGUCCCCUCCCCGAGAACACAGUGCCCGGCACCGUGGUUGCCCUGUUCUCGGUCAGGGACCGCGAUUCGGGUGCCAACGGGAAGGUGUCCUGUGCCCUCGACGAUCAGCUCUUCUUCUCCCUGCGGUCGCUCCUCUUCCUCAUCUCGGCCGCCGUCUUCGUGGCUCGCAAGGUGUGCAAGAGCAAGGAGCUGAAGGCUGCCCAUGUGCUUUAUGGGGCCGACAACUUGCAGAGCGGCCUGGCCGAUGCAGCCGCCGCAGGGACCCUGCCCCGCGCCUAUUGCUACGAGAUCAGCCUCACCACGGGCUCGGGCAACAGCGACUUCCAAUUCCUCAAGCCCAUCGUGCCCAGCCUGCCGCCACAGCGCUGCGCCACGGCCCGGGGCCCCGAUGAGGAACAGGAUCACGAUUUCCCCUGUGUCCCUGUCAGCACAGAGGACACGGCGCCAGACAAUGCUGGGACUGUCUCUGCGGGACACUUCAACGCUCUUUCCUUUAACUAG
Molecule: messenger RNA, 1431 nt
Organism: Sturnus vulgaris (Common starling)
Lineage: Eukaryota; Metazoa; Chordata; Aves; Passeriformes; Sturnidae
Source: RefSeq, a predicted model, not a curated record